AUUGGUUGUUGGAAGUUUAUAUAAACCCCAUGUAGUGAUUCAUGCUCCGAGAUCGACAAACACAUUAACCUUGGAAAAGAAAAGAACUGCCAAAAUAUGGCUACUACGCCAGGCAUCCUCACCGACUGGCCUUGGAAAAAUCUUGGGAGUUUUAAGCACAUGAUUUUGGCACCGUGGGCAAUUCAUAGCACCUAUUCAUUCAUGGUGAAAGAAAAAAGUGAAAGAGACCUUGGUUACUUUCUCAUAUUCCCAUUUCUGCUGCUGCGGAUGCUUCACAAUCAGAUUUGGAUUUCAUUUUCUCGUUACAGAACGGCCAAAGGCAACAAUAGGAUCGUUGACAAGGGCAUUGAGUUCGAACAAGUUGACAGAGAGAGCAACUGGGAUGACCAGAUUGUCUUCAACGGACUAAUAUUUUACGUAGUUUACACCAUCACUUCUUUGGGUUCUCACUUUCCCUUUUGGAGAACGGAUGGUGUCAUUAUAACUAUGCUGCUUCAUGCGGGCCCUGUGGAGUUCCUCUAUUAUUGGCUACACAGAUUACUUCAUCACCAUUACUUAUACAAUAGAUACCAUUCGCAUCACCAUUCCUCCAUUGCCACAGAGCCUAUCACCUCUGUGAUUCAUCCAUUUGCGGAACACAUCGCAUAUUUUACGCUGUUUGCAAUCCCACUCACUACAACGCUAGUCACCCGCACUGCCUCUAUUGUCUCCUUCGCUGGCUACGUCACUUACAUCGACUUGAUGAACAACAUGGGUCACUGCAACUUUGAGUUCAUUCCCAAGACCCUCUUCUCCAUCUUUCCCCCUCUCAAGUUUAUUAUGUAUACUCCUUCAUUUCACUCGUUGCAUCAUACUCAGUUCCGGACCAAUUACUCGCUUUUCAUGCCCUUAUAUGACUACAUUUACGAUACCGUGGACAAAUGUUCCGAUACGCUAUAUGAAGCUUCGCUUAGAAGACAGGAAGACUCACCGGAGGUUGUACAUCUUAUGCAUCUGACGACGCCCGAGUCUAUCUACUACCUGCCGUUCGGAUUUGCCUCCUUGGCCUCCAAACCUUACACUUGUAACUGGUAUCUAUGGUUUUUGUGUCCCGUAACAAUACUUUGGUCAGUCAUCAUGUCUUCGAUCUACGGACACACAUUUAUUUCCGAGAGAAACACUUUCAACACUCUCAAAUCGCAAUCUUGGGUAGUACCGAGAUACAGAAUUCAAUACUUGUUCCAAAGGCAAAGAGAAGCUAUCAAUGGCUUGAUUGAAGAAGCCAUAAUAGAGGCAGACAAGAGAGGAGUUAAGGUGCUAACUCUUGGACUUCUGAAUCAGGGUGAGGAGCUCAACAGAAAUGGUGAGAUAUAUCUCCAAAAGAAUACCUGGCUCAAAAUUAAAGUGGUGGAUGGGAGCAGCCUAACAGUGGCUGUGGUGCUAAACAGUAUACCCCAAGGGACAACACAAGUGCUUCUUAGAGGCAACCUCACCAAAGUUGCUUAUGCUGUUGCCUUUGCUCUAUGCCAAAGGGGAAUUCAGGUAGCAACAAUGAGCAAGCAUGAGUGCGAGAAGCUUAGGCAGAGGGUAAAUAUCUCGCAAAGUAACUUGGUCGUCCAUCCAACGACAUUCGUUCCCAAGGUAUGGUUAGUGGGAGAUGAAUUGGGCAGAGAAGAGCAGAUGAAAGCAGCCAAAGGAACACUAUUCAUUCCCUUUUCACAGUUUCCUCCCAAGAAAUGGCGAAUAGAUUGCGUGUAUUACAGCACGCCAGCUAUGAUAAUUCCUAAAGCUUUUGAGAAUUUGCAUUCUUGUGAGAAUUGGCUGCCAAGAAGAGUGAUGAGUGCUUGGCGUGUAGCGGGAAUACUGCAUGCCCUGGAAGGGUGGAAUGUGCACGAGUGUGGCGACCAAAUCUUCAAUGUUGAGAAAGCUUGGGAAGCUAGUCUUCGACAUGGCUUCAGUCCUUACACCAUCACUUCAUCCUAAGCCUUAUCUUCUACAUAUAUAUAAAUAUAUAUAUAUAUAUAUCCAAUAAUUCACUAUAUUCAAAUGCUUAAGUAACUAUAAUAUUUUUCAUAAAAAAGCUUACUAGUAAUUAUAACGUAGCCGAAUGAAUAAAAGGUUUGUAGUCAUUUGUGCUUCCUUACCGUCCAAGUAGCGCUGUGGGUGACACCUUUUGUGUGUUCUAUAUCUUCAGCAGUCACCAGCUAGCUAGUGGUAAUUCUUGGAAUGCAAAUAUGAAAUGAUCACUUUAAGUGAAUUUCUUUUCUUUUGUAAA
Messenger RNA from Hevea brasiliensis (rubber tree), 2254 nucleotides. Its product is annotated as very-long-chain aldehyde decarbonylase CER1. Lineage: Eukaryota; Viridiplantae; Streptophyta; Magnoliopsida; Malpighiales; Euphorbiaceae. The record is from RefSeq and is a predicted model, not a curated record. The transcript is spliced from 10 exons. Gene Ontology annotation, biological process: lipid biosynthetic process. Gene Ontology annotation, molecular function: oxidoreductase activity; iron ion binding. The coding region runs from base 97 to 1962 and encodes 621 amino acids.